CCCCAGACUAACCAAUCGCAGGCCGGAAGAUGAAGGUUCUGUGGGCUGCGUUGGUCGUCGCGCUCCUGGCAGGAUGCUGGGCCCAGGAGGAGCCAGAGCUGGAGCAAGAUGGAAAGCUGGGCCAGGAGCUGGCCGGGUGGCAGGCAGGCCAGCCCUGGGAGCUGGCCCUGGGCCGCUUCUGGGAUUACCUGCACUGGGUGCAGAUGCUGUCUGACCAGGUGCAGGAAGAACUGCUCAGCACCCAGGUCACCCAGGAACUGACGAUGCUGAUGGAGGAGACCAUGAAGGAAGUGAAGGCCUACAGGUCGGAGCUAGAGGAGCAGCUGGGCCCUAUGGCCAAGGAUACUCAGGCCCGCCUGUCCAAGGAGCUGCAGGCGGCGCAGGCCCGGCUGGGGGCGGACAUGGAGGAUGUGCGCAGUCGCGUGGCGCAGUACCGCAGCGAGGUGCAGACCAUGCUGGGCCAGAGCACCGACGAGCUGCGCGGGCGCCUGGCCUCCCACCUGCGCAAGCUGCGAAAGCGCCUGCUGCGCGACGCAGAUGACCUGCAGAAGCGCCUAGCGGUGUACAAGGCCGGCAUCCGCGAGGGUGCCGAGCGCAGCGUCAGCACCUUCCGCGAGCGCCUCGGGCCGCUUGUGGAGCGCGGCCGUCUGCGGAACGCUACGACCAACCAGCUGCUGCGUGAGCGGGCCGAGGCUUGGGGCCAGCGGCUGCGUGGGCGGCUGGACGCAGUGGGCAGCCAGGCCCGUGACCGCCUGGACAAGGUGCGCAAGCAUGUGGAGGAGAUGCGGGCCAAGAUGGAGGAGCAGGCCGGCCAGAUGCGCCAGCAGGCCGAGGCCUUCCAGGCCCGCCUCAAGAGCUGGUUCAAGCCCCUGAUGCAAGACAUGGCCGGGCUGGUGGAGAAAGUGCAGUCGGCCAUGGCUGCCAGCCCCACCACUGUGCCCCAGGAGAAUCAGUGAGUGCCCCCAGCAUGCCACCGGGUGGUCCCCAUUCCUGCAGCCUCCCCCAACCCUGCCCCAGCUGUCCUCCUGGUGGGCCCUAGCUUAAUAAAGAUUCAUCAAGCCUCACAGCA
This is a messenger RNA of Manis pentadactyla (Chinese pangolin), 1069 nucleotides long. It is a transcript of the gene APOE, whose product is annotated as apolipoprotein E. Gene Ontology annotation, biological process: regulation of amyloid-beta clearance; positive regulation of nitric-oxide synthase activity; cholesterol catabolic process. The coding region runs from base 30 to 956 and encodes 308 amino acids. The record is from RefSeq and is a predicted model, not a curated record. Gene Ontology annotation, molecular function: very-low-density lipoprotein particle receptor binding; low-density lipoprotein particle receptor binding; lipid binding. Gene Ontology annotation, cellular component: intermediate-density lipoprotein particle; extracellular region. The transcript is spliced from 3 exons. Lineage: Eukaryota; Metazoa; Chordata; Mammalia; Pholidota; Manidae.